UUGACAUUCAUGGAUGUGGUAAUAAAAUUUUCUCCAGAAGAGUGGCAAUUCCUGCACACUGCACAGCAGAAUUUAUAUAGGGAUGUGAUGUUAGAGAACUACAGAAACCUGGUCUUCCUGGAUUUGAUCACCUGUCUGGAGCAAGGAAAAGAGCCCUGGAAUAUGAAAAGACACAAGAUGGUAGCCAAACCCCCAGUUGUGUAUUCUCAUUUUGCCCAAGACCUUUGGCCAGAGCAGGGCAUAAAAGAUUCUUUCCCAAAAGUAAUACUGAGAAGAUAUGGAAAAUAUGGACAUGGCAAUUUACAAUUAAGAAAAGGCUGUGAAAGUGUGGAUGAGUGUAAGAUGCACAAAGGAGGUUAUGAUGAACUUAAGCAAUGUUUGAUAACUACCCGGAACAAAAUAUUUCAGUGUGAUAAAUAUGUAAAAGUCUUUCAUAAAUUUUCAAGUUCAAAUAGCCAUAAGAUAAGACAUACUGGAAAUAAUUCUUUCAAAUGUAAAGAAUGUGGCAAAUCAUGUUGCAUGCUUUCACACCUAACUCAGCAUGAAAGAACUCAUACUAGAGUGAAUCAUUACAAAUGUAAAGAAUGUGGCAAAGCCUUUAGUAUGCCCUCAAGUCUUAAUAAUCAUAAGAGAAUUCAUACUGGAGAGAAACCCUACAAAUGUGAAGAAUGUGGCAAAGCUUUAAAUACCUUUAAAAUACGUAUCUAGCCACACAUGGCCAUUCAUACUGGAGAGAAACCCUACAAAUGUGAAGAAUGUGGCAAAGCCUUUAACCGAUCCUCAUCCCUUACUAUACAUAACAGAAUUCAUACUGUAGAAAAACCUUACAAAUGUAAACAAUGUGGCAAAGGUUUUAGCCAGUCCUCAUCCCUUACUAAACAUAAGAUAAUUCAUACUACAGAGAAACCCUACAAAUGUGAAGAAUGUGGCAAAGCCUUUAACAAGUCCUCAAUUCUUAACAUACAUAAGAUGAUUCAUACUAAAGAGAAACCACAAACCUUAAAGAUUUGACAAUGCUUUUUACGAAAUCUCAAACUUUUUAAAAUAUGAAAGCGAUCAUGCUGGUGAGAGAGAACUAGAAAUGUGAAGGAUACGACAAAGCCUUUAAAGGCUAU
Messenger RNA from Chlorocebus sabaeus (green monkey), 1115 nucleotides. Lineage: Eukaryota; Metazoa; Chordata; Mammalia; Primates; Cercopithecidae. The record is from RefSeq and is a predicted model, not a curated record.